Rhodamnia argentea is the source of this 5352-nucleotide messenger RNA. RefSeq lists its product as uncharacterized. The record is from RefSeq and is a predicted model, not a curated record. NCBI's taxonomy places the organism in Eukaryota, Viridiplantae, Streptophyta, Magnoliopsida, Myrtales, Myrtaceae. The transcript has 5 exons. Gene Ontology annotation, molecular function: ADP binding; protein binding. The coding region runs from base 1 to 5352 and encodes 1783 amino acids.
AUGGCCGAGGCAGUUGCUACCUCUGCCGCAGAGAGCCUAGUUUCGAAAAUAGUCGAGUACCUGAUUGCUCCCAUCGGUCGCCAAUUUGGGUACGUGCUGUGCUACAAGUGCUACGUCAAAGAUCUAGAAGAUGAAGUCGAGAAGCUGGAGAGUGCAAGGGAAAGGGUGCAGAGCUCUGUCGAGGAAGCCAAGAAUAACGGAAAACCUAUACACACAGAUGUUCAGAAUUGGCUGAACAGUGUCGAGAAGGAGGCUGAUGAAGCUAAAGGACUAUUGAAAGAUGGCAAAUGUGCAAAGAAUGCUUGCUUCCGCGAGUGGAUUCCCAACCCCAUGGUUCGCCAUCCGAUUGGCAGGAAGGUGAAGAAGAUGACUCCAGUCAUUCAACAACUCCACGACGAAAGCACAAAACCCAUCUACCAAAAGGUCUACCAUGAGGAUACUCCAAUUGGAAUUGUCACUGCUACCACGUCCGCUACAAGACCUGUUGACAAGAAAGAAGAUGCCUUGGAUUCCAGGGCCCCAAUCACAGAGGAUGUAAUAAAGGCCAUGGCUGAUGACAACAUCCGUGUGAUUGGGGUGUAUGGACCAGGUGGGGUUGGCAAGUCCAAGCUUUUGGUGGAUGUUGAAAGGCGAGUAAAGCAAGAGAAGCUAUUUGAUGUGAUUGCUGUGGCAAAUGUAUCACGCAAUCCAGAUCUAAAAAGAAUCCAGGGAGAAAUCGCUUAUGCACUGGGUCUGAAGCUAACGAAUGAUGAACCUGCUCGUGGGAGAGCAGAUCGUUUGUGCAAGAGAUUAGAGAGUGAUCCUAAAAAGAAGAUUCUCAUAAUUUUAGAUAAUUUGUGGAAGAAGCUAGAGUUGAAGGAAGUUGGAAUACCUUGCGGGGAUGAUAACAAAGUGAGAGGCUGCAAGUUAUUGCUAACGUCUAGAUACCGAGAUGUUUUACGCACUGACAUGAGCACUGACCGAGAAAUCCGACUCAAUGAGUUGGAGCAUGGAGAAGCCCGAAGAUUGUUUGAAAGGACUGUGGAGGACAGAGUUAACGAUCCUGAUCUUAAACCCUUGGUGGAUGGAGUGGUCCAGAAUUGUGGUGGCUUGCCUCUUUUGAUUCUAUCCGUUGCAAAACGGUUGAAGCAAGGAGAUAUGGCUGAAUGGAGGAAUGCUUCGACCAAUAUAAAGUUGUCGGAUGCAAAAUCAAUAGUGGAACUAAAUUACAAUGACUUAGAAGAUGACAGGAUCAGAUCAUUGUUCUUGGUUUCUGCUAUAGACUCUGGGAAAAUAAUCAUGAGGUGUUCCCUUGGGUACUGCAUCGGUUUGGGUUUAUAUAAAAAAUUCAAGACCAUCGAAGACGCCAGAGAUAUGUUGAUUAUGGAUCUACAUAGCCUGCAGGACUCUUCUUUGUUAUUAGAUAGUGAUGACAUGGAAGAGAUCCAUAUGCACGACAUAUUUGUUGAUGCGGCCAACUCCAUUGCUUCCACUCAAUGGAAGGCCUUGGUCGGGAGGGAGGAUUUUGGGUUUAAAGAAUGGUCAAAGGAUGAGCUUAGGAAAUGCACCACCAUAUCCUUCCCUUGGGUCAACAUUGAUGAGCUUCCUGAAAAAUUGGAUUGCCCAAACUUGAGGAUGCUUCUGUUAUGCGAAAGCAACCCGUCUCUCAAGAUUCCCGAGUCAUUUUUUGAAUCUAUGGAGAAGCUCCAAGUCUUGGACAUGACUGGCUUAUCUUUCACCUCUCUACCUUCAUCGAUUGAGUUCCUUAAAAACCUCAAGUCCCUAUAUCUUGAUUACUGCCAUCUAGAGGACGUGACUAUUCUUGGAAAACUGAAAGGAUUGCAGUUCCUUAGUUUCCACGGAUCUACAAUCAAUCGACUGCCCAAAGAAAUAGGUGGACUAAUAGAAUUGAGAUUUUUGGACUUGACAGGGUGCACAUGGCUCAAAAUUAUCGAACCUGGAGUUCUUGCAAGCUUGGUUAAUUUAGAAGAGCUUUAUAUGGAGGAUAGUUUUGAUCACUGGGAGGCCGAAGAUAAAGCACCGCAAAACAACGCCAGCCUGGCUGAAUUGAAGAAGAUGAAAAAAUUAAGCACUUUGUACAUUUCCAUUCCUCAUUCUGCCUAUAUCCCUAGAGACCUGCCAUUUGAGAAGUUGAACAAGCAUAAAAUCCAAAUUGGGGACGUUUGGGAUUGGUCGGGUGAAUACAAAGAAUCCAAAAAUUUAAAGCUCAAGUUGGAUACGGGCAAUCUUCUUCUUGAAGCGUGUGUGUCUAAAUGUUUGCGAGGAACACAAGAUCUCCACUUGGAUGGAUUGCAAGAUGGCAUUGAUAGCAUUCAUGAUUUGUGCGUUGAAGGAUUUCAGGAUUUGAAGCAUCUUCAUGUACAAAAUAGCCCUUCAUUUCAGUAUGUUAUCUGCUCCACAGAAAAUGUCCAGUGCACUGCCUUUACUAGAUUGGAAUCUCCCUUUCUUGAGAAUUUGGACAACUUGGAGAAGAUAUGUCGCGGCAGUCUAGCCCAAGAAUCCUUCAACAAACUCAAUAUUGUGAAAGUACAUAAAUGUGGUGAAAUCAAAUGGUUGUUUCCUUUGUCUAUGAAGAGAAUAAUGUCACAGCUUGAAGAGAUUGAAAUAAGCAGAUGCCACUUGAUGCAGCAAAUUGUCGCAAACGCCAGGGCAGAUGAAGACGGAGACGAAAUAGAUGAUGAUACCAAAGUGAAGUCGUGCAAUUUGCGUAGGCUGUCCUUACAAAAUUUGCCAAAAAUGACGAGCUUCCGUAAAACUCAGGACCAUUCGGUUGACUUCUUUGAUGGGCAGCAGAUAAUAAAGCUACAAAAUUUGGAAGCCAUAACCAUUGAAGGAUGUCAAUUGAUACGAGGAAUAUUUGACCUAGAAGGAUUGACAACCAAUGGGGAAGUCGGGAUUCUACCACGAUUGAGAGAAUUAACUUUGAGUGACUUACCAAGUUUGGGUCACAUAUCGAACAAAAAUCCACAAAGAACAUUGUGUUUCCAAAGCUUAAGGACACUGAAGGUGCAAAAUUGUGAGAACCUGAGGUUUCUUUUUUCUUCUUCCAUGGCUAAAGCACUCGGGCAAAUAAAAGAAAUAGAAAUAGCGAGGUGUAAACCGAUGGAGGAAAUUAUUGAUGUGCAAGAAGAAGAAUUGGAGGAAGCUGCAAACACCGAUAUUUUAGAGUUUCCUUUGUUAACCUCCUUGUCUCUUAAGGAAUUGCCAAAUCUCGGGACAUUCUCUUAUGGAAAGUACCGUAUUCAGUGUCCAUCCUUAAGAAGAUCGACGAUAUCUGGAUGCCCCAAAAUGACGACAUUUUCUUCAUUCGAAGAAAAGCAACAAUGGAUGACAGCAGAUUUAGGUUCACAACAAGUGUUUGGUCAUAUCAACUCUAGUUUGUCCUCGCCUAUCUUCUUCAACGAAAAGGUUCAUUUUCCAAGCUUGGAGGAAUUGGAGCUUUCGUCCAUGUGCGAAUUAAAGAGGAUAUGGCCCGAUCAACUUCACGGACGGUCCUUCCGCAAACUUGCAUCCCUUACUGUUGGACUUUGUGAAAAUUUGUCACAUGUUUUUCCAUUGAAUUCAAUCGAUAGGUUGCAAAACUUGAAUGAAAUUGAGGUCGUCGGGUGUCCCUCCUUGGAAGCAUUAUUUGAACCUGUAAGUCUUAGCUCCGAGAAAAGGCAAAAGACAUUGGUGCUCUCUGCAUUAAAAAAAUUGAAGUUGUUGAAUCUACCAAGGCUGAGAGACAUUUUGAAGAGUGACGGCAAAGUAACCAUGGCGUUUCCUUGUCUAAUGGAAGUAAACGUGAGGCAUUGUCAUAGUUUGCCAUAUCUCUUCUCAAGUGCCACGGCCAUAACUCUUGAUAAACUUGCGGUGCUUGAUGUUUCCUGUUGCAAUGACCUGCGGGGCGUAAUUGCGAUGGAAGAAGGAAAAGGGAAUACCAUAGAGACUUUGAAGUUCCGUCAUUUAAGCACACUCAAGCUUGGUGACCUUGAGAAGUUGAUUAGCUUCCGCUCAGCAAGUUGUGCUAGUGGUGGGUUACAUCCUCUAUUUGAUGAGAAGCUUGCAUUUCCAAAGUUAGAAGAGCUACACAUCAAGGGAGUUCAACAGGAAGAACUAUGGAACGAUAAAAUCCUUGUGGCGUCCUUUUGCUGUCUAAAGAUCCUCGAGGUGAAGCAGCGUCCCAACCUAAUCAAUGUGAUUCCUUCAUUCAUGUGGAAGAGGCUACUUCAUUGUGUGGAGUCCUUGAUAGUUGAGAAGUGCUCGCGUCCGAGAUACCUUAUUAUAAUGUCUAUGGCAGAAAGUGCGGGACAACUCCAAUAUCUUGAUCUCGGAGGUUGUGGAGAGAUGGAGUAUAUUGUUGCCAGAGAAGAGGAGAAACCUGAAGAAGCAGCCAAUAGAAUUGUAAUUCCUCAACUUGUCACUUUGUAUCUUCAUGACAUGCCAAAACUCAAAAGUUUCUGCCAAGGGAAGCAUAUUUCAGAGUGGCCCUCCUUGAAGGAGUUUACUAUUGAAGAUUGUAAAGCUGUGGAGGUAAUUCUUGGAGAUGCCAGUUGUAGAAAACUAGAGGACAACGUCUCUACGCAGCAACCGCUUUCACUCAUCGAAAAGGUUGAGUUUCCUAGUAUGGAGUCAAUGAAGAUAUCGCACAUGGAUAACGUGGAGACGAUAUGGCUUGGUGAGCUUGCUUCAAAUACCUUUACCAAGCUCAAGACACUAGUAGUGGAGUAUUGUGAGAAACUUUCAACCAUAUUUUCAUCUCAUACUUAUCUCACGAGAUUUCAAAACCUAGAGAAGAUAACUGUAACUAAUUGUGGGUCCUUAGAAGUGGUGUUUCACGUCCAAGAGGUCAUUUUUAGCGAAGCUCAUUGCACAAGCACUUUUCAAUUGAGAGAAUUAGUUUUGACACGGCUCCCAAAAAUGAAGCACGUGUGGAGUGAACUACCUCAAGGAGGUCUUACCUUUGGAUGCUUACGUAGCAUGGAGGUUGUCGAGUGUGAGAGUCUUAAAAGUUUAUUUCCAAACUCGGUGGCAAAAAGUAUGACACAGCUUGAACAACUUUUAGUACGGGAUUGUGGGGUGGAGGAAAUUAUUGUGGAGGAAGACGAAGUAGGGAUGAAUGUAGGUGAUCUCUUCUUUCCACGAUUGACCGACCUGAGGUUGCUUGAGUUGUCGGAACUGAGGAGCUUUUAUAGGAAUAGUCAUACUUCAACAUGGCCACCCUUGAAGCAAUUACGAAUGAGACACUGUGGCAAGAUGAGGCCAUUCUCAUUUACUUGUGAAUUCCAAAGCUACCAAGGUACACCUACCGACGAGAACCAACUUGCACUCGUUUCUUUUGAAAAGGUACCAUCCUUAGUUCUAGCUUUAUGA